AGGCGAUUUUCUGCAUUCGUCAUGUCGGCCAUCGAUGAUGAUGAAUUGGACACAAUUGCCGAUGUUAUGGGUUUGCGAUCGCAGAGUCGUCUCGAUAAUUUCCGUGAAAUGUGGUAUCAUAUAUUUCUGUGGGCACUGUUUUCAUCGAUAUUUAUACACACAUGUGCCGCGCUGGUGGCGUUUGUAACGCUGCGUAAACAUAAAUUCGGUCGUUUCUUUUCAAUAUUAAUUUUGGUCAUGGGCUUCCUGUCGCCAGCAUUAAGUGGUAUAAUAAGCAGUGCGGUUAUAGCAUUUGUACAUCGUGCCUCUAGCCUGCCCAUGUCACCGAUAUAUGCAAUGGUAUGGGGCGUGGGACAGACAGUAGUUUCGGCGUGUUUGGGUUUUACACGCAUAUUGGCUACAUUGUAAAAAA
Musca vetustissima is the source of this 412-nucleotide messenger RNA. RefSeq names its product transmembrane protein 170B. The transcript has a single exon. The record is from RefSeq and is a predicted model, not a curated record. Bases 22 to 408 code for a protein of 128 amino acids. NCBI's taxonomy places the organism in Eukaryota, Metazoa, Arthropoda, Insecta, Diptera, Muscidae.